AUGAGUGGUGUGGAGGGAGAAAAGAAAAAGAAAAAGAAAAAAUAUCAGAAAGACUGGGAGUCCAGAUAUGAAUGGGUUUCAUUUGAUGAAAAAAAGGAUGAAAUGUUUUGUAAAUUUUGUAGGGAGUACCCACUACUGGCUGAUGUGAAAUCUGCAUUAUUUGUAGGCUGUGGUGCGGGUGGAAAUUUCAGAGAGGACACACUGUUUCACCAUAAUAAAUCGGGCAAACACCUAAAAUGCGAGGGGAAAUGGAAGGUAGAAAAAAACAUAAACACAAAAGAAACUGCACCUAUUCAACAAGCAUUCCAUCAAGCUGCCAAAACAUUGAAUGACACAACUGUUAAAAGAAUGUCUGCGUUGUUCAAUACUGCUUUCUAUGUCGCCAAAGAAAAUAAUGCCUAUUCAAAAUUCCAAUCCCUUUGUGAGCUACAAAAAAAAAAUGGAGUGGACAUGGGUAGUAUGUAUCAGAACUACAAUGGUUGUAAAGUUAUUGUAUCAUCAAUUGUUGACACUGAAAAAUCAAAGAUAAUUGAGGUGCUACGAAAUGCUAGGUUUCUUUCAGUAUUGUCUGAAGGCUCUACAGACUCUUCUGUAACAGAACAAGAAACUGUCUUCGUCAGAUAUGUUGGUACUAAUGGUCACCCCGAUACCCAGUUUGUCAGCAUUGUUGCCUUGCAGUCAGCACACGCUGAAGGCGUGCUAACUGGCAUCGAUGAGGCUCUUAACAGUGUGGGGUUAAGCAGGGAACUGCUAGACUCCAAGUUGGUUGGGUGCAAUUUUGAUGGGGCUGCUGUCAUGUUGGGCUCCAAAACUGGGGUGGCAACUAGGAUGAGAGAAAGACUUGUUGGCCGAGACAUUGUUGUACUACAUUGUGUAGCACACAAUUUAGAAUUAGGUGUUCUCGAUGCCAUCAAACAAGUCAAGUACCUCACAAUAUUUCAGAGCACAGUACAACUUGUCUACAAGUUCUACUACUAUUCUCCAAAGCGGAGACGAGAAUUAUCGGAGAUAGCCAAGAUUCUCGAAGAGAGUACCAUUUCUCAAACAGGGCUACAAAAAACUCGUUGGAUAGCAAGUCGCCGUAGGGCAUUAAUUGCUAUUGAAAAGAGUUUUCCCUCUGUGGUUGACCACUUGAAUCAUGCGGCUAGCACAGGCAAAGGCGAUGACAAGGCUAGAGCUAAGGGGAUAGUUCAAGAGAUAUGCUCUGAAAGGUUUGUGAGGUUUCUGUACUUCAUGAUUGAUGUGACUAAAAUAUUGGCAGAUCUGAGCCGCCAAUUUCAAAAUGAAGAACUGUUCAUAACUGACGUUAUGGUAAAACUCCAAACCUGUUUGUUGCGGUUGGAAGAGCUGAAACACAGGCCAGGAGAAUACCUCAACAAAUUGAACUCAAAUCUGUCGCAAGAUCUUGAACUACAAACUGGAAAGGAUCUGACAAGGCAGGUAAAAAUUACCAUAAAAUCACCAUUUGAUUUUGAUAAGACAUUCAAGACAUUUCUAGAUAAUGUCAUUGAAUAUGUCAAUGUGAGAUUCUCCCCAAUCCAGUCCCCUCCUGUCAGCCUUUUUUCUGUGUUUGAUCAUGUGACAUGGCCACACUUCCCAGCUCUUGGUCUGUUUGGAACUGACCAGAUUUGUGAUCUGGUAGAGUUUUUCAAACCAAUGUUCAAUGAGGCGGAAUUGGAAGCAAUGACUGAGCAGUGGCUUGAAUUGAAGGUGAGGCUACACAGACAGAGGGAGGUAAGCCCAUUUGCUACCUAUACCUCCCUACUGGCUGCUAGACCGGAAAGCUUGAAAGCAAUCCUCCUCCUGAUAGAGAUACUGUUUGCCCUGUCGACAAGCACUGCAAAGUAUGAGCGCAGUUUCUCUUCCAUGAAGAGGAUUAAGACUGGCUUCAGAAGCUCUCUGAAUCAGGAAAGUUUGGUUGGCCUCAUGCGAGUUGCCAAUAUGGAAACAUCUGUCAACCACUUUGACCCCGUCCCAGCAAUUUCCAACUGGUUGGGCAAUGCCAAGUACAGACGUGUUGUCACUGAGCAGCCCACCGUCAGACCUGGUAUAAAACCUCAGCUACCAGCUGCUGAACAACCAGAUGGCCCUCAGGGUUUUGAACCACUGGAGGAACCAGCUCUCCCCCAGGCUCCCCCAUGUUUGCUGGAAGCAUAUGAGUCAGAUAAUGAUCAUGACACCGACAGUUUGUCAUUAGACUCUGACUAG
Molecule: messenger RNA, 2208 nt
Organism: Mizuhopecten yessoensis (Yesso scallop)
Lineage: Eukaryota; Metazoa; Mollusca; Bivalvia; Pectinida; Pectinidae
Product: zinc finger protein 862-like
Exons: 1
Coding region: 1-2208 (735 amino acids)
Source: RefSeq, a predicted model, not a curated record